CCGACAUUAGUUAGUAAUCUUACAACUUCCAUUAAGACAUAGAUAAAUCUAAGUUCUGAUAUAAAAGACAAUCCAACGGACUGGAAGUCCGUGAAGGAACAACGUGACAUGCAUGUCACAGAAUGUGUGUAUUACAGGACAUACAAAUGGAAAGUGGAAAAGGAUCAAUUACUUUGCUUUCUGAAAGUAAGAAUUAAAUAUGAAUAUACCAAACUUACCAUGGAGAAAAAGAUGGAUGCCCAACACCCUUCUGGAACAGGUCAUCUUGAUCUGCACUAAAGUUUGUCAGAUGGUUAUGUAAAUGGAAAAAAUCCAGACUGUGUGGUAGUGAACUUUUACCUUCACUUAGUUGUCUACCUACCUGUGUCGAACAAUGCCAGAAAUUGAGUCAAGCAACAAUCAGGGCGGGGUUGGGCAAUGGAUCAUUCAAUCAGGAGGAAACAGUGAUGUGAUCCUUCCUGCAACGGUACCUAAGGUACAGGUUGAAAUCGAAGAUGCUGAUAAGUGGAUAAUCUCGGUGAUGGAAGACGGUGGCCGUAAGAGCGAAGCCAAUCCGUUCGAACAGAAAAAGUUACAGAAGGUUAUACCAGAACUAAGAAAUAACAAGGAGUUUGAGGGAUUUUAUGAUCCGAAAAUUGUUUCAUUUGGUCCCUAUCACCAUGGGAAGCCCGAGCUACAAGAAGCGGAGAAGUUGAAGGCUGCAGUGGCAUUCGACUUCAUCAACCACAGCGGCAUGGAUCCCCAAGAGUUCUAUAAAAAAAUCGUAGAUUUUGUUGUGAUAAUUAGGGACUGCUACCUUCCGGGCUCCACAGACGCCUACGAUGAUGUGGCAUUUGCGCGUAUGAUGUUCCUCGAUGGGUGUUUCCUAUUGGGUUAUAUCGACAACUAUAUGAAUCGAGGAAUGUCGGUUGUGACUAUGUUGGGUAACACCCUGGGCUUUGGAAGACUGGGUAUGUUUUUCGGGGACUUCAUCUUGUUGGAGAACCAACUUCCAUUCCUAGUUAUCCAGGCCUUAAUGAGCAUACGAUACCCGGACGAUGAAGGAGAAAAGAUGAUUGACAAUUUCCUCCAUUCCAGUUAUGCCCCUCGAAUGGCGAAUAAGAAACAGGAAAGUCAGGAUGAGCAGAGGCAGCCCCUUCACCUCCUCGAACUUGUGCGACAAAAAUAUCUCAGCCAUAGCCACCACAAGGCAAAUGGUGGAAGAAAAAAGGGGAAAAACUCAAGUAGUACUACUAGUAAGGCUUCCGAUCACUCAUUCGGUUCAGCAAUCGAACUAAAAGCAAAAGGAAUACAUUUCAAGUCUAGCGGUAUAUCAUGUUUAACAGACAUCAGCUUCACUUCUUCGUUUGGCUAUGGACAGCUGACGCUUCCUCCUAUUGUAUCUAGCCAUCAAAGCAAGGUGCUCUUCUUGAACAUGAUGGCCCAUGAAUUGGCUCCUAACACAUCAACUGGCUGGGAGGUUUGCAGUUAUAUUUAUUUCAUGAAUUCACUCAUCAGUGGAGCCGACGAUGUAAUUGAGCUGCGAUCACAUAACAUAAUUCAUAACUUCCUAGAUUCUAAUGAGGGAGUUGCAAAAUUCUUCAACACCAUGGCUUCUGCUGCCUUAUUUCCAAACUUUGAUAUCAUUGAAGAUGUUUGUGAUCAAAUUGAAGAGCACUACAAUAGCAAGACGAAAACAUGGGUUGCUCAAGUCCUGCAUGACCAUUUUAGCACUCCCUGGGCUGCUUUGGCAUUUUUGGCCGCACUUCUUGUUAUUUUUCUAACUUCCACCCAAACCUACUUCCAAGUUUUUCCACGUCCUGCGAAUUAA
Ilex paraguariensis (yerba mate) is the source of this 1810-nucleotide messenger RNA. The record is from the annotation of a GenBank genome assembly. NCBI's taxonomy places the organism in Eukaryota, Viridiplantae, Streptophyta, Magnoliopsida, Aquifoliales, Aquifoliaceae.